Molecule: messenger RNA, 5516 nt
Organism: Sardina pilchardus (European sardine)
Lineage: Eukaryota; Metazoa; Chordata; Actinopteri; Clupeiformes; Clupeidae
Gene: dnajc14
Product: DnaJ (Hsp40) homolog, subfamily C, member 14
Exons: 7
Coding region: 568-2697 (709 amino acids)
Molecular function (GO): dopamine receptor binding
Source: RefSeq, a predicted model, not a curated record
GGAAUGCUAGUUGCUUAUUUGACGUUGGUGACAAAAAACAAGGGCAGGCACGACAGCUUAGUAUAAAAUACGUUUUAAAAUAAAUCGAUUUUGUAAGAAGGAUAUGAUUGCAUGUCAUUCAAAUGCAAUUAGUUGCUCACCGGUAGAUUACAUCGUAUUGUUAUGUGAUCAUACUGAAAUGGCUACAUUUUAUGUCAUCUGUUGAGGUGGAUAUCUGAACCUCCAGUAGAAGCGGAAGGGAAAGAUACAUUGUAUCAUUUCUCAUCUCCACAUAAGGAAAAAAGUAAACCAUCAGAUGAGGCCCGAAGAAUAGUCUGCUUGAAGGUGACCCUUUGCCAUGUUAGAAAUAGUGACACGGAUUAAGAAGAAGAGCUGUACACUUUUCACUGCAGACAGAGAGCACAGGUUUAAGGCCAGUGCCAUGGGCCUCAACCAAGAUGUCUAUUUGACCUGAUCGUCUGCUGUAGAUGAAGGGGAACUGGUGGUAAUGGUGGGUCCCUGAAGUGUUUCGAAAUUUAAAAAAAAAAGAAAAGAAAUAAAAGACCUGGUGGAAGACUUCUGACCGUGAUGGAUGACAACGCAGGCGAACAUAAAAAGCCAUUACAUCCUACGUCUGCGUUCACUGCAGGAGAGUCAGGGGACUCGAGGUUGAGAAAUGACUUGGCGCCCAAGGAGGCACUCGCUGGGCCCAUCUUGUCCGAGUCCCUGCCCAGUGAGGAAAUGGGAUCCGCAGAGGAGUUGGAGGAGGAGGAGAGGGAGGUAGAGAGGCCAGAGACUGAGCCACUGGACAGCUUGGUCACUGAGGGUCCUCCAGUGCAGUUCCAACCGGAUGACGCUGAUGACACUGAAGAGAACAGCGAGCCUAGAGAUGGAGGAGAGUCCCCGCUAAAGGAUGAAGAAGGGGAGGAGGAUUCUGAAAAAGAUGAGACUGGCGAGAUGGAAGGGGAUGCUGAUGACGAGCAUCAGAGGAAAGAGGCAGGAAAGGAGGCUAGGAUGAACGGAGAGUCCGGCUCCCGUCAUUCAGGGUCUGGGAAGAGAGCGCGGUCCAGGAACAGUGGCUCCUCUUCGACGGCAGGUGACCAAGCCUUCGUGACGCCCUCCUCGUCCUUCUCUAAGCCAUCCCUCUCCUCUGGGGGUGGGAGGCACAAGCAGGCUAGGCGGAGGAACCACCACCACCAUCAGGGUCGGCCGCGCAGGCAGACCGGCUCACAGUUCAUCAUGGCCGUCAAGGACAUCAUGUCGGAGUCCAUCAGCCCCUGGUGCAUGUCCUGCAUCCACAUGGUGGUGGAGCUCAUCGUGUCAGUGGCCCACCACUGUGGACUGGCCGUGGAGACGGGGAGCCUGGCCGUUUAUGCCGUUAGCUCACGCUUCCUGCACCGGGUCACAGAUAUCCCCGGCCUGAAGCAGGACGCCAGGCGGGCCCUCGUCUGGACCCAGUGCACCGGCGCCGCCCUGGUGGCAUGGACUAGCCAGAUGACCAGUCAGGUGUGGCAAACAUCCACUUCCUGUUUCAGACUCUUCUGUGCCAUAGCGAUCCUCGCUACACGAUGGGCCAAGUGCACUCUGGGAAGGCUCAGUGGAGGUCGAGCCCAGCAGUGGUGGGAAGCCCUGCAGAACUCGUGGGUGUGGAGGAAAGCCGCCGCCCUGUUUGAGAGAUGCGGCGGAUUGUUCCGGAGAAGGAGAUCUCAGGGGGUAGGGUCCUACCCAGAGUCGCCCAACGGAGCGAGAGGCCAACCGGGGCAGGAGCUGGAGAGGCUGCUGUCUCUGGCUCAGAUCCCAGAGGAGGAGCUGGACCCCUUCGCUGUGCUCGGGGUGGAGGCAAACGCCACAGAGUCUGAGCUCAAAAGGGCCUAUAGACAGCUGGCUGUACAGGUCCAUCCAGACAAGAACAAGCACCCGCGGGCAGGAGAGGCCUUCAAGGUGCUCCGGGCUGCGUGGGACAUCGUCAGCAACCCAGAGACGAGACAAGAGUAUGAGCUGAAGCGAAUGGCUGCCACUGAGCUCUCCAAGUCCAUGAAUGAGUUCCUGACCAAGCUGCAGGAUGACCUGAAGGAAGCCAUGAACACCAUGAUGUGCACCAAGUGUGAAGGCAAACACAAGCGCUUUGAAAUGGACCGGGACCCCACCGAGGCCCGCUUCUGCGCCGAAUGUAACCGGCGCCACGGCGCAGAGGAGGGAGACCUGUGGGCUGAGUCCAGCAUGCUGGGGCUACGCAUCACCUACUUUGCCUUCAUGGAUGGAAAGGUGUACGAUAUCACCGAGUGGGCAGGCUGCCAGCGCAUAGGGAUCUCCCCUGACACGCACAGAGUACCCUACCACAUCUCCUUUGGCUCCAAGACCAACAGCAGCGGCAGCAGCAGCAGCAGCAGCAGCAGUGCCACCCGCCAGAGACCCUCAGAAGCCCCCCCCGGCCCUAGCUCACCUGCAGACCUGCAGGACCUCUUCAAUCGCAUCUUCCAGGGAGGGGGUUCCCCCAGCGACAUGGGGGCCAACGGCGGGUUCUUCCCCACCGGAGCACCACCCCCAAACCCUGCUGCUGGGCCAGGCAUGGGUGCUAGUGGACCAUUUCCAGGGCCAUCUCCCCAGAGCGGCUUCUUCCCUCAGGGGCCACAUCGAGCCGAGCCCAGCGAACACUGGACCGAGGCGGGCAAACACCCGCGCCGCCGGAAGAAAGUCCGCAAGCCCUUCCAGCGCUGAGCGGUCCGGACUCACAAUCCACCGAGGGGACAGCGUUCCGAUAAGUGGCCAUGUUAUUUGCGUCCGGGUGUUGGGUUUGUGUUUCUGGUAACCCCGCCAACCUUACCCACACACACACACACACACACACACACACACACACACACACACACACACACACACUCACAUACGAACCCACCUCCCCCUGUUUGGGGUCAAGGAUGAACUCUGCAAAGCAUGUGUUGAGCUUUGGGGUUGUUGACAUUGGUGGCGAUGCAGAGAUGGAUCCAAAGCCAGAUGAAAAUAAAGAGGCUGUUGUGAGAAUGAAGAUGAUGAUGCUCAAGUGUAAUUUUAUCAAAUCCGAAGUGAUGUGCUUUGUUUUAUUUUUAUUUUUUCUCAGUCACAAAACAUUUAUCACUGCUGUGAGAUUUUUUUUCUGUUGCAAAGAUGAAGGUUGAUUUUGAUAACGCCAUUGGUUUUCCUCACAUGUAGUUUGCCAUUCGCAAAGUUCAUAAUGAAGCUGGUUUUGUAAUAUUUUGGGUUCAUUUCUUUUUUUUUAAAUAAUAAAAUAUAUAUAUAUAUAAUAUACUUUUUAGUAUAGUAAGAACGCUAACUGCUGCAGCCUCAGGGAUGGUAGAUGUGGAUCCAGACCAUGAUUGAUUGGUUGGAUGACCGGUGGAAGAUGUGGGAAUUCUUGGAAGGUCUUUAGAACUUUAUGGAAUUCUUAAGAGAGUAGAAUUUGCCUGAGGAUGGUUUGCUUUUUUCUUAGCCCUAAAGAUUCCCCGCUUUCUCAUAAAGCCACAUGAAUCUGCGUCUGCUUCUCAUGGACAAAAAGAAGUUUACGUCAUAUUAAGUCAUAGAAACUUGCAUUGAUGGUUCCAUACAUAUAUAUAUAUAUUUUAGAUAAUAUAUCAUCACUGUUGGAAGAAAGACUCAUAUCUCCAGAUGAACAAUUCCAUUAGCCAACUGAUUUCGAACCGAGUAUCAGAUUCACUUUGCUUUCUGGUCGAACGUUGGAUAGUUUGAUAAUAACCUGUCAACAUCAUUGUUGGUCUAAUGUUUUUGCACUACUUUUUUUCUGUCACUUUCUUGAAGUGUUGCUUAAACCAGACAAUAUGUAUAAUUUUUGCUUUGAUCAUUUUUUUACGUCUAGAUUUUGUUUUCUAUUUAUUUCUGCAAGCACAGUUCCAUAUUAUCAUCCACCACCCACCCAGUUGUUAAGCUUUGGCAGAAAUAAUAUUUUGAGAAAUGCUUUUAACUGGUAUACAGUGGAACCACCAUGUACCAGGUAUUACACACUUAACCAUACCAGACACUUUAUGAGUAGACAGGGUAGAUGACGAGAUUCUGACAUGGUUUCUAAAUGUGUUUUUUUUUGUGACCGGAGGGAAAGAGAUUUCCAAAGGCUGGCGAUGCGGCCUCGGGAGCACCAGAUUAGAUCUGUACCCAGUUGCAGCACAAGUGACUGACAGAACCAAUAAAUGUUGGACUUUGAAAUAAUAAUGUCACCAUAGUGAUCUACAAACAACAGAAGAGUCUCGAUAGUGAAUGAUGCAUUGCACCAUUGAUGUGAAAAUGGAGAUAUGAUGUUUCCAGCCAACAGUGAUGGUAUCACUAAGAGCAGUACGGUGAGAGUCUGAUGUGGCACUUUGAUGGGGAUUUGGUUGUUGUGCACUGAUCAGCAUUAGACAUUUUGAUGGAGAGUCGAGUGGCUUCCUGUUGUGUGGAGCUUGGUUUGAUUUCAGGCUUGUCUCAUGGUUCUCAUGCAAAACUCAUGGUCUCAUUUUCCAUCCGCCAUAUUCAAAAUAAUUCUCUUUUGCAAGCACUAGCACACCAGAUGUCCACUCUUCUACAUUUUAAGAGUUAACUCUUGGGUUAACAAUUAGUCCAAGGGAUGAGUAUGAGUACAGUACUGUACGUUUCCGUGGUUAUCAAAUAAGAAAAAAUGUCUUGUUAACAACACAGUGCUCCCUGAUUGCAGAACUGGACAGUAUGAUAAAUGGGAUAAAUAUCUUCAAGAAAACAUUCUUGUCAUUCAUUCAGUGGUCUUACCGAGCCAAGCUACACUGCAUUACUGCCUUUGUCUCUUCCUUUAUCACCAAAUAUCACAGGGUCAAGUCUCACACGGCCCACACAAGGCAAACUCUUCUGCGCUUGUUUGCAUUGCCUGAAAAGAUACCAAGAGAGACGGAUGGUCCUACUGCAAAGCCUCAGUAUUAAGCAAUGGUUAAUCCUCAAAUCUUGAACAGAUUUCUUUUGAUUGAGCCUCACUUUAGAGUUUUUUUUUAUUAUUAUUUGUUUGUUUAACUCAUGUUGAUUGAUGGUUUCUUCUUAAUUGUUGAGUUCUAUCAGUUGUUAAAACACUUGUGGUUGAGCCUUGUUUGAGCAGGAGGAUGGUUUUGUUUUUGUUAAACAUGUUCAUUUUGUGCUUUGAAGUCAAAGGGUGUUUGCAAUUUCAUUUUCCUUUGAAUAUGAUUAUUAGUGAUUAUUUCCAGUUGCAGGAGUUGCAAUGCUAAGCAGUUUGGAUGCUCAUGUUGACUGACGAAUGUAACUAGCUGUCUAGAUGGUGAAGUCAAUUAGGCUUGUGAAGGAGAGAACCUCCCUGAAAACCUGAUUUUUUUUUAGGUAAUGUUAUUAUGCAAAAAAGAAAUAAAUCGCAAAAAAACUGUUUUGACAAUCAUUAGGAUUACAAUGUGCAGGACACUGGUUCAUUUGUCUUUUGUUUGGCAUGACAUGGGAUGAGUUUUACUACAGUUGCUAUUGAAGAAAAUAAUCUCAGUUUUAUUUGAUUUUUUUUUUUUUUUGCCUUUUUGUUUUCAUAGUAAAGUUGAUUUCCUACA